Molecule: messenger RNA, 1199 nt
Organism: Desarmillaria tabescens
Lineage: Eukaryota; Fungi; Basidiomycota; Agaricomycetes; Agaricales; Physalacriaceae
Exons: 4
Coding region: 153-1148 (331 amino acids)
Biological process (GO): regulation of transcription by RNA polymerase II
Cellular component (GO): nucleus
Molecular function (GO): RNA polymerase II transcription regulatory region sequence-specific DNA binding; DNA-binding transcription factor activity, RNA polymerase II-specific
Source: RefSeq, a predicted model, not a curated record
GUCAAUAUCCCGACAACCAAUUUAUCGUCCCUCGAAAAUCGUUAUAAGGCGGGGCAUCCCAGCAUGUUUUCCCUCAUCCUUCGCUGCCUCCCUUCUCCUUCACAGCCUAUUAGUCCCUCGUCCCGUCCUUACAUUGCCCAUCCUCGACCAAGAUGCCUCGCGUCUCCUCCCAGAAAUCCAACAAGAGAGUCCAAUGCAAAGUCUGCCUCAAACAAUACGCGGACACGACUGGCCUUAGCCGCCACUCCAAGGUCCACCGCCCAGACGUAGAAAACCUCAUGUUCAGAUGCACCGGCCCCGACUGUCACUAUCGCACAUUGCAAAAAGCCCGCUUCGAGGAUCAUAUCCGUGCGAAGCAUACAGGAGAAAAGCCAUUCACAUGCCCUGCUCCCGACUGCUCGUACGGUUCAUCCAGUCCUGGGGGUCUCCAUCGCCACCGAAAACAGUGCGAGAAGCUAAACGCUCCUCCCCAAUCCAUGCAACAGCCGCUUCCCCCCAAACAGCUCCUCCCCGCCAUCGACGCCGGAAUGCCACUCGAAGAGGUCAUCACGUGCAUGACAUCCCCUCAAUCGAACGUCGGAUCUUGGUUGUCUGAGGAUCUCGUGUCAUCCUCGGCAUUAUUGCAAUCCGACCUACAAGACAUUCCGAGCUCCUUGACAAUGUCCUCUUCGCAUGCAAACCGCUCGCCUUCUCCCGAAAUGGUCGCCUCAACGUCUGCCACAGACGAUUCGUUGUUCGUGAAUACCAACGCGGGCAGCUUCACGGACCCACUCAGCUUCUUCGACUCCUUCCCUGUGGCCUCACCUACAUGGUCGGAUCUCAGCUCAUCGGUAUCGUCGUCAUCCUCCGGUAACGACGAGCGGCUUUCACCCUCCUUUGAUUUCGAUCAGUUCUCGAUGUCUAACUUUUUGCGGGACAACUUGAUUACUACAUAUUCAAGCCCGCUGAACUUUGAUGUCACAGAGACACUAUCCUUCUCUGAUUCUCCCUUCUCAUUGACAUUUCCAAAAAAUGAACCUGCCUUUUCGUUUGAUUCGUCGAUGGAGGAUUUCUCCCUCUUUCCAAUCGAGAAGCUCUCCACACCGCCCUUCUUCCAAGCGGAGCAAUCACCAUCAUCACCACCGUCCACAUUCGACUGGAUGUUUUAAAGCUCGGAGCAGAGCCUGAACUCUUUCCCCUUUGUCUAACCUCCCUUGUAC